Oncorhynchus keta (chum salmon) is the source of this 2062-nucleotide messenger RNA. RefSeq names its product mitochondrial fission factor homolog B. The record is from RefSeq and is a predicted model, not a curated record. The transcript has 8 exons. Gene Ontology annotation, biological process: positive regulation of mitochondrial fission. Lineage: Eukaryota; Metazoa; Chordata; Actinopteri; Salmoniformes; Salmonidae. The coding region runs from base 422 to 1342 and encodes 306 amino acids. Gene Ontology annotation, cellular component: peroxisome; mitochondrial outer membrane.
UCAGCUAGAAAUGGUGUUUCGAAAAGCUAGCAGGCUAGUGACGUGUUAGCUAACUGUCUGUCAUACAGACAUUUCAAAGUAUCUGGUCAGGCCGCAGUCACUAGUUAGCUUGCUACUCGCUGAAUAAUGUUUGGAAUUGCAUUUAUGGGGCUAUAUUUCGGUAAACAGUAAGCGCACCAACAGAAAUAGCUAGCUAACUUAGAUAGCUUGCUUGCCAGCUCGAGACAUAGCGAGCUAUUAUUUUUGUUGAUAUUCCAGCCAUCCAAGGUCUACUUUGGUUUGUCCUCAUCUGGAGAGUGGAAAUGCAUUCAAGCCGUUGAUUCGGAUGCUCCUUUUAUUCUUAUCACACGAUGGCGUCACGAGAAUUCGUUCUAUUUGAAUUCAUAAAGAAGACCAUCACCAUCAAGGUUUCCUGUGCCAAAUGAACGGAGCAGCAUUCCCCUCUCCUACUGCAGAGAUGGCGGAGAUUAACCGCAUCCACUACGAGCUGGAGUACACAGAGGGCAUCAGCCAACGCAUGAGGAUUCCAGAGAUGCUCAAAAUGGGCCCCUACGGUCAUGACAACCCAGAGGCAGGCUCACGUGACCUGCAGAACGUCAUGAUGCAGGUCCCAGAGAGGAUCGUAAUGUCCGGAGAUAGUGAGGACUCCCAGUUCCCGAGACCCAGAGACCUGGACCUGAUCCAGUCCACCCCGCUAGAGAGCCUGUCCCUGAAGACCCCUCCUCGGGUCCUCACCCUCAAUGAGCGGCCGCUGGACUUCAUGGAAAUGGAGCGCAGUGCAGCCCCAGCUCAGCCCAGUGAGGAGGUGCGUUCGCAAGGGCGGUUGCGGCGGGAACGUUCAGCCAGCGAGAACACCACUGUCCGUCGCAAUAGCCAGAUUGCCAGAAACGAUUCAACUGUGACCCCGUCCCUCCCAGUCCCUCUCCGUGCCUGCCCCCCUCUCGCCAUGGCCGAAGAUGAACAGAACCUGUACAGUGCUAGCGGCGUUCUCUCUUUCAUCCAGUCCACCACGCGCCGGGCCUACCAGCAGGUCUUGGAGGUUCUGGACGAGAACCACCGCAGCAAGCCAUCGCUGCGAGGGGGGUCUGCCUUGACCUCUAACCCUCUGCAUGAAUCCAGGCUUGCCCUGGCCACUCUAGACACUACUCUGGAUGUCUCCAUGGCUCCUGAUGACAUGGCUGUCGUAGAUGCAGCAACACUUCGACGGCAGAUCAUUAAGCUGAACCGGAGGCUCCAGCUCAUAGAAGAGGAGAACAAGGAGAGGGCCAAGCGUGAGAUGAUCAUGUACUCCGUCACCGUAGCCUUCUGGCUUAUCAACAGCUGGGUUUGGUUCCGCCGCUAGAACCCUUUCCUCGGAUCCACUGUCAGAGAGUGGAGAACAAAGCCUCUCCUCUUCUGUGUCAAAUGUUAGCAAAAUGUACUCUCUGCACUUAGUCCCAUCGCUGGAUGGCCUUGUUAUUGGGCAAUGGGAUGUUUGUUUUUAUUUUAUUGUAACCAUGUACUUGUAAUUUUUUUUUACAAUGCUAUAUAAUUGUUUUGUUUUUUUUGGCUUAAGAAGCAACGCUUGACUUGGCUGUAAAUAUUUCUUAAUGUUACUCAGUUGUAAUCAUUGCCCCCGAGGCAUUUCCAACAGAUAAGAGGUCUAAAGAAAAGGAAAAAGUAAGCCACAGUGGAGACAAAUCGAAAUGGGCUACAUAUGUUAAAUAUUUAUUUGGGACUGGAGUGAUGUGAAAAUGUUGUCAAGUACUACUGUUAAAUUGUAAGAUAAUACAUCAUGUUACAUUUUCUCAUGGGUUUAAUUGAUGUAUAAUACUGAAAGGAAACAGUCACACUAUUGCUAUUACACCAUUUUGAUUCAUUAUGUAUGGCCCAUAUCCACCAAUAGCAUGAUAUGCUAUUUCUCAUAUUUUAUCUUCAGUUCCUACCUUUUUUUUACCAAGAACUCGCUGGCUGGAGCACAAUGUUUCCAAAUUGGUUGUAGUUUUCAGUCAUAAUGUGCCAGUAUAUUAUGCUGAGAUUCAUACAAUUUUACUUGAAUAAAUGACAAAAUAGUAAAUUCUGA